AGAGAGAGGUGUGUAGGGUCACAUUUCUACCUUUCUCUUCUUCUAUAAAAAGUCUGUUUUUCAUUUGCAUCCUCAUCAUUUAUAUACAUUCUCAAACCCUAAGAAAAGAAAACUUGUUUUCAUUUUAGCCAAAGUCUUUGAAUCAAUAUCGAAGAUGAAGUUGGGAUCAAGUCAAAGCAUGGGAGGUUCAAAGAGACGGGUGUCGAGUAGGGGACUUGGAGCUGUUCUUAAAGAACAAAGAGCUAAGCUUUACAUCAUUCGAAGAUGUGUUGUCAUGCUUCUUUGUUGGAACGAUUGAUUCUUGCUGGUUGGAGAGAGAGACCCGUCGUUUCGUUCGAAUCUGCCGAAGAACCUCGGCUAACAAGGUCGGUUCGGAUCCUAGUUUGAUGCUAUAUUGUGGAAGAAUCGGUUAACUGAUUAGCUUGUUUCGGUUAGGUCUCUCAGUUGGUUAGCAGAUUCUUGUUCUUUGGAGGAAAUGUUGAAAUUUAAAUUACAUAGUGGAGAGGAAGGGCAAUAUUGUAAAUAUUCACAACAUGGUAGAGAGACUUGACAAAGUUUUGUAAUAGCUUUUGGCUUUGUUCAUGACAUUCUAAAUAUAAAUGAUUUACGGCUAUGUAAAAUUGUAGCCCUCGUA
Messenger RNA from Brassica napus (rape), 634 nucleotides. RefSeq names its product small polypeptide DEVIL 4-like. The transcript has 2 exons. Gene Ontology annotation, biological process: negative regulation of cell population proliferation. Bases 155 to 298 code for a protein of 47 amino acids. Lineage: Eukaryota; Viridiplantae; Streptophyta; Magnoliopsida; Brassicales; Brassicaceae. The record is from RefSeq and is a predicted model, not a curated record.